AUGGUUUUGGUUGGCGUGAAUGAACGUUUUCUACUUCCACUACCAACAUUUAUAAGAAACAUAAAUGACUUCAAAAUUGUCUAUUAUUAUUUAAAUAAAUUAUUUAAAUGUUCUUUUGAAGAUGGCGACAUUACUCAAUUUAUAUUCAAUCCAAAACUGAUCGAGUUAUUAUUUGACAAUGCUAAACGAUUCUAUAUUCAAGACUGCACACUACUUAUUACAGAUUAUAAUAUUGAAAAUAUAUUUCACUUUAUUUUGAAUCAUUUAGCUAGUGCAACUCUUGAAAUUAGUUUUUUUGUGGAAAAAGAUAUAAAAAAAUACAUAAAUAUGUUAUUCAAAAUUUCAUUAAAUGGAGGAGAAAAUUUUAAAAAAGUAAAUCUGAUAUUUGAUAAUUUUGCAGAAAAUUUGGAUAUCGUUAUAAAUGCAACACUUUUUUAUGAAUAUAUUCUUGAAUAUAUAGCAACAUCUAGAGAUUAUUCGAAGAUAGUGCCUGUCAUUAAUUUACAUUAUAACAAUUCAUCAAAUCUUGAGUUAAGCAAAAGAGCAGAAAAAGUUGAAAUUAAACAAAUAUACGGUACAAAAUAUACAAAAUUCCAAAUUGUCAAUAUUCACAAUUCAAAUGUGAAAUUCUCAUUUUUCAAUCAAGAACGGGAAAACUUUCCGAAUGUUGAUGUUAGAAUCAAAAUAAUGAAAGAGUAG
Molecule: messenger RNA, 699 nt
Organism: Meloidogyne enterolobii
Lineage: Eukaryota; Metazoa; Nematoda; Chromadorea; Rhabditida; Meloidogynidae
Source: the annotation of a GenBank genome assembly